Molecule: messenger RNA, 333 nt
Organism: Pieris macdunnoughi
Lineage: Eukaryota; Metazoa; Arthropoda; Insecta; Lepidoptera; Pieridae
Source: the annotation of a GenBank genome assembly
AUGGGAGACUUUAAUGCCAAAAUAGGGAUGCCGGGUCCUUACGAAAGAGAAAUAAUGGGCAAAUAUGGUUAUGGUACAAGAAAUCUAAGGGGUGAACGCCUUAUACAAUAUGCCAAUGAGUAUAAGCUAUCAGUGAUGAAGACAUUCUUCAAGAAAAAACAAUCACGCAAAUGGACAUGGAUAUCUCCUGACCAAAGAACAAAAAACGAAAUUGAUUUCAUACUGAGCAAUAAUCCAAAAUCUAUAACCAAUAUGGAAAUAUUUGGAAUUGUUAACUUCCCAUCACACCACAGAAUGCUGAGAUGUUGCCUGACCAUAACAUCCCCAAGAUGA